Argiope bruennichi is the source of this 5463-nucleotide messenger RNA. RefSeq names its product dentin sialophosphoprotein-like. Bases 936 to 5174 code for a protein of 1412 amino acids. Lineage: Eukaryota; Metazoa; Arthropoda; Arachnida; Araneae; Araneidae. Gene Ontology annotation, cellular component: cell cortex. Gene Ontology annotation, biological process: imaginal disc-derived wing hair organization. The transcript is spliced from 12 exons. The record is from RefSeq and is a predicted model, not a curated record.
ACUACUACUAGUGGCUUCUUCCACCUGCUCCGAUUCAGUCUUCAGUGGUAGCUGCGCCGUGAAAGGUCCACUCAGGGAUAUCGCUCAACACGUGCUCGCCCGCUCUUGGGGACAGGAACUAUGGAAUAGACUGUCACAGCUAGGCGGUUUCCGUACGGUUUUAAUCAGGUGUAUUUAAUUCCUUCUAUAUAAUGGACUUCAAAUAAAAUGCAUCUAAAGGUUUUUCACGAAACUGGAUAUUUCAAGUUCUCAUCAGUUUGAGGAAUUCGCUGACAGAAGCUUCAAACAUUCAAUCUAAAAGAAUACAACUGUCAAGAUUAAUCAUGGUCUUCAGUUUCAUCACCCUCGUGUCAAAUUACCAUCACAGAGUAUUGCUUAACAAUCAGUUAAGGAAUAAGCCUCCAUCAUUUAUUAAAACCUUUUUUCUUUGAUUUUUUAAUGUGCCACGAACAUAAUAACAGGCUAGUUUCAUAGCAGUUAUCCUUCUUUUUUCUCUCUCUUUAUAUCAGACAAACAAAUUCUCCCCCCCUCAUCUUUUCGUACAAAUAUAAUAGCUAAUUUUAUUCCUAAUAUAACUGCAAAAUUCUGGAAAAAAAUUCUUAUGAUGAUCUAAAUUCCCACAUACUUUUAAAUGCUUAAAUAAGCAUUAAAUCGAUAAAAGUGAAGAAAAAAUACAUACAAUUAGUUGCACACUUUUAAAUACAGUUAAAAAAAAUAAGUAAUAAUAUAUCAUGAAAGUGUAGAAAUCAUUGAAACGAAAUUUCAAGUGAAAAUAAGCAUAAUACAAGAAACAUUAUUUAUAAUACUUUUCAAUUUGUGGUUAAGAAUGUUCGAUGAAAAGUUCAAUUCAGCAUGAUUUGCAUUUAUUUUCUACUUCACAAACAAAGCAACAUACCUCAAUUAGCAAAUUAUUGUCGUAAUUUUGCACUUUCAACAUGCAUGAUAUGUAUUUGAUAGUUUUAAUUUUGGCCUAUGCCGCUUUGGUGUCACCAGAAACCAUUGGUCAUGUGACUAGAGAUUAUUUUGGCGAUAUUUUCACUCUUGAAGACUGUGACCCUAAUGAUUCUUGCAACAGAGAUGGGCGGAGAGCUGCAAUGAUUCCAGGAGAGGCAUGUCGUUGUCAGUGUGCACCAUCCCAUUAUGUGUUCCGGGAAGAUAUCAACGAAUGCAUCAAAGAUAUCGGAGAAUGUCCAUUAUUCAUGUUUGCGAGGCCUUAUGCCGUCGAAAAAAUACCUUUGGUCUUCCUGCCAAUGACAGGUCAACUCGUAUACCCAGGAGCUCACCUGACAGUCUCUGGUAUCGCUAGACUUUCAUCAUCAAAAUUAGCCUGCAAUGUCAAAUCAUCGCUGCUCAUGACGUCACAUGGUUUCCAACCAAUAAGAACUCCGAGUGAAAUAUUUGGCGUUUAUUACGAUGGCAAUAAAACUUUUCUGCAAUGGCUCGGAAAUGAUGAGGAUCGGAGAAGAUUACAGCACCAUUUGGUGUUAAUAAGAUUAUUUUGCGAGUCUGAAUCAUCCCCUGGUGGUACGUUCGAACCUUGCGCUGCUUUGCGUAUAGGCUGGGCUCCUGGUCUUGAGCCUGAAUUUUUGGAUUCAUCCCCGAACAAGAACAACUUCAUUAUAAUUGGCUUCAGUAUCGGUAUAUUAGGCUUGAUUUAUGUUGGUGCCAUUCUAAUCUAUUUGAAAGUCAGAAAAAGCAGGCGAGAAGCAGCUAGACAAGGUCUUGCCCCUUCUCACAGUUCAAUUGAAGUUGCUGAUGAAGAAACAAGCCCCAAUACACAACUGAGAACUGCUUAUAUUAAUAAUUUGGUACAAGAGGCUGAAUUCACAACCAAAAGUUCCUUAAAAGGUUCCUCCAGCCACACUCAUUCAUCUUCAGAACAUGAUUUGACCUCACAGGAAAAUAACUACAGGCAAUUGGAUAAUUCUUCGACUUCGUUUGAUGGAAAACAUACAAAAAGUAGCUCUUCAGCCGAAGAAGGCGCCUCCGACAUUAUAUCACCUCCCUCACAGGACUUUUUUAUCCGUAUAAGAGGAAUGAUUACUGCAGCUAAGAAUAGGCUGAACAGUUUUCGAUACAAGCCAACAUUAUUGGUAAUACCUGAAGAUGAUUACUUUUACCAGGACUUUAAAGAGAGAGACAUUGAAGGAUCAAGUAAUCGAAAAUCCUCUUUCAGGAAAUUUUCUGUUAAAGCAAACACCAAUACACCAGCAGUAGCUAAAAAGAAAAUCGAGUCGUUCCACGGAUCGAAUCUUGGAGCGGCUAUGCUAGAAGCAAAACUGGCACCACCGUUGCCUCCACCACGGAAUGGAAAAACAAAAAGCAAAAAAAGAGCACCUUCACCACCAAAUGGAGAAAAAGAAUUCUGCCGAGAAUCUCCAUCUCCUGUAAGCUUGAAAGAUUUAGGUGGAAGUCUCGACAGGAAAAAAAGAAAAAUAUCAUCAGCUGGUGAGAACUAUUCUAAAUUCGACUUAUUUCGUUUGGAUCUGUACGAAAAAAUCAAUAAAAUCAGUAAAAACGAGAUGAACUGUGUGCUAGAAAUGAAAAGUCCAAAGAAAUUUAAAGACGAGGACUUUGAUGUAUUGGGCAGUAGAGAGAGUUCCAGCCAAGACAGGACUUCAAAGGAGAGUUGCUGCAGUACACUGGAAUAUCCGUCUGGGCAUCAAGAUGCCAAAAUUUCCCGUCGCCAGCUUCUAUACAAAUUGCAAGAAACGGAAGUGAUAGAUGAUUCAGAGGAAGAAAAAUCUGAAAAGAGAGAAAGGGCGAAAUCAAAGAGGAGGAAAUCGAAAGGCGAUAGAUCGACAGACGAAGAAGGCAAUUUGUCAUCCCGUUCAGAUAGCAGAGUUGAUGAUCUGAGUGAGGUUAAUGGUGCAUACAGUUCAAGGCCAGGAACAGCAAUGAGCAACUCUUCUGGUCACACAACAAGCAGUCAACCAUCAACUAUGAAGGAAAAAUUGAAAAAUGAAGAGGCUACACUUCUUGAAGCAGACAAAGAUUACUUAAGUGAAGGUUCAGAAACUUCAGAAGCUUCUCUUUCAGGUGAUUCACUGAAUUCAAGUUUCAGGAAACCUGUGAAACCUACACCAUCAGUAAAAUCUAAAAACUCACUGAGAAGUUCAGAAGAUCUCUCAGUAAUUUCUGGUUCUAGUGUCAUUACUUCCUCUACAGGCCUAAAAGACAUGGAAAAUUAUGAAGAAGAAGAUGACGAUGACAUGGACGACGAAAUGGAUGAAAUUACGACACAAGAUGACGAUAGCCGACUCAGCACUGACCUUGAUGUCGAAAUGUACAGCUUGGAUGAAAGUGAGCAUCCAUCUCUGGAAGAAUAUCUUCAAUUAUCAUCUCAAGUUGCUAAAAAGUUAUCUGAACGCACAGUACCAGCAUUCAGUACUGAAUCUCCAAAAGAAAAAAAUGUAAUUAGUCAAUUCAUGAAGGAGUUUAAAACCACAAUUGGAAGAUUAAAAGACGAUAAUAAGCCUAUAUCAGCAAGAACAUCAUCCUCACCAGGGGCAGAUAACUGGACGUUAAAAAAGGAAGAAAAGAAAACCAAAGUUGCGCGGAAGGUUAGCAUCUUUAAGCGUAAUCCAUUGAAAGGUCGCAAAAAUGAGGAGCCUCUGGUGACAGAAGAAAGUGACAAAACUUACUUUGACAAUACAAAUGUGAGCGAAACUGAUGAUGCUGAAAGCAGUCGGUCUUCCACAUCAUCCGUAAGUGGUAGGAAAGGGCAAAGGUACAAGAACAAGACUCCUGAAAUCGUGCCUGCAACUAAGGAAAGAGAUAGAGUGGGUGAAAAAACUAUCAUCUCAAUUACAAACAGCGAAAAUGGUGUAGAUUCAAGAGAAAAUAAUCGGUAUGCUCCUAUAAUGAAGGUUCCAGUUCCAAGAGGAAAAGCAGUUACCCCUCCUUUACCACCUCCCAAACCUCAUCUGGAUCAGCUGAAGUUCAAAAAUAUGUCAUCUUUCAAGCAAAAACAUCACAGUAAAGUAGAUUCAAGUCACUGUAAGCCACCUCCAUCCGUCACAGAAGAUGAAGCAACCGAUGACACUGAAACAGCUGAUGAACUAAAAACUAAAACUGGAGGGAGAUUUGUUAGAACACCAUCAAUCGAAUCGGAUUCGAUAUCUGUUGCUAACUCGGACAUGACAGAAGAUUCCUUAAAUACCCCAGUUUCUCAAAGAGAGAGUGAAGAUGAGACGAGAGAAGAUAUUAGUGAGGAUGAAAACGGGCCAAUUGAUAGGUGUUUAGCACAAUUAGCGGAUUCAGUCAUACAACCUACUGAUGACUGCUCAUUAAAUCGGUACUUAAGUCAACUUGGAAAUGUUUUGGCAACUAGAGAGGACUGUCAGUUGGACCAGUGUCUCAACAAACUAGCAAAUAAUAUGAAUGGUAACAGAGCAACAAAAGGCUUUAACUUAUCUCAGCAUUUGACUUUAUGCUCAUAUGAACACGUUUGUGUGGAUAAAGGAAGUGAUCGAAGUACUCCAACAUCAGAUCGCUCAUCUACCACAUCAAGAGGAUCAAGAAGUUCACAGGAAAACCUACGGAAAAAAACUUUAACUAAGUCUAAACAUCACCAUCAUCAUCAUCAUCGUACAACAGAAUGCAAACAUAACAGUGGUGAUAAUACACAAAUAAGUAGUCCCGUAGAAAAUGGGAAUCACACAACAAACGGAAGAGUACUUGCCAAUGGAAACAAUGUAUUUUCCACACACGUGCUAAUGGAAAAGGCAGCACAAAAAGGACUAUUUAUAGGUAAGCAUCCAAUACCAAGUACUUCAGAAGAAGAUGAAUGUGGUCGCGCAAGUUCUCUUGGUUCUACAAGAGAAUUAGAGACUCCUAUACCAGAAACAACUUCUGAUCCUGGAUCAGCUGAUUUAGAAAGACCACGGAAAAAACGACCACUUUUUCGGAGAAGCAAAAAAGGAUUGAAUGGAACCUGUCGCCAACACAUCCAAAGUAAUAAACUUGGCAAAAAAGACAGUAAUGCACAGAAAAAGGCGGGAUUUCAAACACGUAAUUCAAGCACACCACGAUCUAGCAGCAGUGAUGUCACGGUAAUCCAGUUAGAAGGAAACCCUAACGAACAUAUAACAAAUGUAGAUAGUUCAAACACAUUUGUAACCCUCAUUAAUGUUGACAGUUCAGAUUGUUCUAAUAGUGCUGAAGAAAAGUAAAAGAUCUAUGUGCUUAAAGACGAAUUUCAAGGUGUUAGUUGACAAUCUUCUUUAAAAUUUUUCUGACAUUCUUCAAAGUGAUAAUCGAACAGAAAGUGUAUUUUCUAAUGCAUUUACAACACUCAUGUGCAAUUUUAAAGAGCAAAAUCCAAAAAAAUGCAAGACUUGACAGUAUGAUUCUGCAAUACAAGACUGCUUUUGAGUUGCUUCUCUUAGGCUUCUCAUUUAUUUCAGAAUGUGUAACCUAUGUGAAAAACUAACUCUAUUUAUUAAAUUAUUAUUAAAGUUA